This is a messenger RNA of Carya illinoinensis, 390 nucleotides long. RefSeq lists its product as uncharacterized. NCBI's taxonomy places the organism in Eukaryota, Viridiplantae, Streptophyta, Magnoliopsida, Fagales, Juglandaceae. The coding region runs from base 1 to 390 and encodes 129 amino acids. The record is from RefSeq and is a predicted model, not a curated record. The transcript has a single exon.
AUGGCGGAUCAUAAGGCAGGAGGCAUUGUGAAGAAAGGGCACGAGGAGGGCCUGAAUAUGGCCACCUCUCUUCAAGAGUUCGAGCUCCUGCUGGGGCUUCUCCCUCUGGCCGACGUCAUUGAAGUCGGGUAUGUGAAAGAGACGGGCUACAUGUGGAUUGUGCAGAAGAAGAAGGUUGAGCACGAGUUCAAGAAGAUCAGUAAGCUGGUGAGCUAUGACACUGAGAUAAUAGGCUUCAUUCAGAAGAGCAAGAUCAAGAAGCUCAAGGGAGUAAAGGCUACGGAGCUCAUGCUGUGGCCUCCAGUGAGUGAGAUCACCGCCGAUAAUUCAACAACUGGGAAGAUUUAUUUCAAGAGUCUUGCUGGGAUUACAAAGACUUUUCCCUGUUGA